AUGACAGAAUCCUCGCACCAACUGUCCAUUUGUCGUGACAAGAAGACAUGUGUUGCAAAUGUGUUGUGGUGUAAGUGUGUUGUAAAUGUUUUGUGGUGUAAGUGUGUUGUAUAUGUGUUGUGGUGUAAGUGUGUUGUAAAUGUGUUGUGGUGUAAGUGUAGUCUAAAUGUGUUGUGGUGUCAGUGUGUUGUAAAUGUGUUGUGGCGUAAGUGUGUUGUAAAUGUGUUGUGGUGUAAGUGUGUUGUAAAUGUGUUGUGGUGUAAGUGUAGUGUAAAUGUGUUGUGGUGUAAGUGUAGUGUAAAUGUGUUGUGGUGUAAAUGUGUUGCAAAUGUGUUGUGGUGUAAGUGUGUUGUAAAUGUGUUGUGGUGUAAGUGUAGUGUAAAUGUGUUGUGGUGUAAGUGUGUUGUAAAUGUGUUGUGGUGUAAGUGUGUUGUAAAUGUGUUGUGUUGUAAGUGUGUUGUAAAUGUGUUGUGGUGUAAGUGUGUUGUAAAUAUGUUGUGGUGUAAGUGUGUUGUAAAUGUGUUGUGGUGUAAAUGUGUUGUAAAUGUGUUGUGGUGUAAGUGUGUUGUAAAUGUGUUGUGGUGUAAGUGUGUUGUAAAUGUGUUGUGGUGUAAGUGUGUUGCGAAUGUGUUUUCGUGUGAGUGUGAUGUGGAUGACGACCGCACAGCUGAGGUCCGCACUGACCUCUGUCCUUGCACUCCCUGGUAUAGUUGGCGUAGUACGUGCCGUCUGGGCACCGAUGGAGACACUGUCCCUGACUGA
Candidula unifasciata is the source of this 762-nucleotide messenger RNA. NCBI's taxonomy places the organism in Eukaryota, Metazoa, Mollusca, Gastropoda, Stylommatophora, Geomitridae. The record is from the annotation of a GenBank genome assembly.